UUAGUCUCAGUAACUAGUUCUUGACCCCAACCAUUAAGGUUAUCAGCGAGAGACAUUCUCCUGUCAGAAACGGGCGUAUUUUGGCGAGCGUGCAGUUAAUUUGCCACCAUGCGGACUGCAGUGGAAUCUUUUUUCUUUCUCUUCUGCCGUCUCCUACUUCUGAUUUUCGCACCAACUUUUGCCUCUGUGGAGAGGCGGAGCCUCGCCUGCUACGUCCCGUAUGGCUGUUUCUAUUCCGAUGGACACAUCAAAACCCCACAGAGCCCAUCACUCAUCAAUACUCGGUUCCGGUUGUUCCAAAGAAUUCAAGUGUCCCAGGUCGCCGAAACCGGAGGAACCCCUCUAGCCUCGGAUCUAGACGCUUUUACAGGAUUCGUGAAUGCCACGAAGAAAACCAAGGUCAUCGUCCACGGGUUUCUUGACAACGGUCACGAUAACUGGGUCACGUAUGCCAAGGACGAACUGUUGGUCAAGGGUGAUUUCAACAUUAUCAUUGUUGACUGGGGCACAGGGGCCCAAUGGCCCUACGAACAGGCAGCGGGCAAUGUUUUUCUCGUUGGGGCGGAAUUGUCCCACUUGCUGAAACAUUUGCAUGACCACGGCGGUGUGAAUUAUGCAGAUGUCCACAUCAUAGGGCAUAGCCUUGGCGCCCAUAUUGCUGGGUUAGCUGGACACCCGCUUACUAGCAUCGGGCGAAUUACAGGACUGGACCCCGCAGACCCCCUGUUUACGGGAAAACCAAUAAACAGGCGCCUGAACCGUGAUGACGCUACGUUUGUUGACGUAAUCCACACAGAUGCAACGGAAUUUGCUGUAACGAAAGGUUAUGGCACAAGAGAGAUGGUUGGUGACGUUGAUUUCUUCCCCAAUGGCGGCGAACAUCAACCAGGUUGUCCAGAUAGACCCGUGGAGAGUGUGUUGGGCAAUCUGCUUCAAGGGGCAUUUGGAUCUGUGUCCACAUCACUAUCUUGCAGUCACAGCAGAGCCCAUGAUUAUUUUAUCGAGUCUAUCAACUCUCCCUGCAAAUUCUUUGCCCAUCAGUGUUCGUCAAAGUCCGACUUUGACAAUGGGAAAUGCCUGAGUUGUCCCGCCGGGGGCUGUGGCGUGAUGGGGUAUGACGCAGACGCCACCACUGCCCGCGGCGCCCUCUACCUGAGCACUUCCUAUCACUCCCCGUAUUGUGGACAUGAGGUGUCCAUGGAGGUGGUGAUUUCUCACUCUAUGCAUGGAUACAGCUAUGGAGAAUUUUUUGUGACCUUGGUCGGGACGAAAGGUCAAUCCGAAGAAUUGAAGUUUUCACACAAAGCGGAAUUUUAUACUACGGAUACUACUGAGAAACAUGUCCUCGUGACCCACACAGAUGUAGGUGACCUCACGGGGGUCAAGGUCAGAUUUGUCAGAGGAGAUGGACUGUUAGUAGCCAUUGCUUCUCAACAUGAAGUGAAAGUUAAAUAUGUCACCUUUGAGUUCACAGAAAGACAGAGCGGGAAAAUCAAGUUUUGUGGACAUGAUGCCCAUAUUCAAGUAAACCAUGUAGCUGUUCUUCAUUCAACCUCGGGAUGCUGAGAGCUGCACAGCUAUUGGUUGCCCAAUAUAUUCACAAAAUGAGCAGUCUUUUAUUAUUUUCUGAAUGCUCUCAUCAAGCGCAUUAAGUCCAUUAAAGCACAUGUGUAUGUG
Molecule: messenger RNA, 1677 nt
Organism: Magallana angulata
Lineage: Eukaryota; Metazoa; Mollusca; Bivalvia; Ostreida; Ostreidae
Product: pancreatic triacylglycerol lipase-like
Exons: 10
Coding region: 109-1566 (485 amino acids)
Biological process (GO): lipid metabolic process
Molecular function (GO): triacylglycerol lipase activity; protein binding
Source: RefSeq, a predicted model, not a curated record